AUGGUGGGAUUCCUCUUUAUCACCGCAUCAGAUGAUGUUGCCACCGGAGAUGAGAAAAGGAAUGCCAAGAAGAAGGGCUCAGGGACCUACAAGAUAUGGAUACUCAAGGUACUCAAGCAGGCACACCAGGAUAUCGGCAUCUUCAGCAAGGCCAUGUCGAUGAUAAACUCCUUCAUCAACGCCAUAAUCGAGAAACUUGUACAGGAGGCCUCCUACCUUGCUUGCUACAACAAGAAGUCCACCAUCACAUCACACGAGAUCCAGACCUCUAUUCGCCUCGUUCUCCCCAAGGAGCUCGCCAAGCAUGGGGUCUUGGAGGCCACCAAAGCCAUGAUCAAAUUUACCAGCUGCUAA
This is a messenger RNA of Zingiber officinale, 354 nucleotides long. RefSeq names its product histone H2B.3-like. Gene Ontology annotation, biological process: nucleosome assembly. The transcript has a single exon. Gene Ontology annotation, cellular component: nucleosome. Lineage: Eukaryota; Viridiplantae; Streptophyta; Magnoliopsida; Zingiberales; Zingiberaceae. Bases 1 to 354 code for a protein of 117 amino acids. The record is from RefSeq and is a predicted model, not a curated record. Gene Ontology annotation, molecular function: structural constituent of chromatin; protein heterodimerization activity; DNA binding.